Messenger RNA from Andrographis paniculata, 3353 nucleotides. Its product is annotated as ATP-dependent Clp protease ATP-binding subunit ClpA homolog CD4B, chloroplastic-like. Gene Ontology annotation, biological process: cellular response to heat. NCBI's taxonomy places the organism in Eukaryota, Viridiplantae, Streptophyta, Magnoliopsida, Lamiales, Acanthaceae. The record is from RefSeq and is a predicted model, not a curated record. Bases 161 to 3049 code for a protein of 962 amino acids. Gene Ontology annotation, molecular function: ATP binding; ATP hydrolysis activity; protein binding. The transcript is spliced from 10 exons. Gene Ontology annotation, cellular component: cytoplasm.
GCCACUCUUUUCGUACUGGAAAAUCUGCAGGCCAUUGCAAGGGGUCUUUGUUUUCGCCACAGGAGGACCCAUUUUUGUCGUCUCUGGGUAUUUAUUCCCGAUCCUUGCUCGUUUGCGCGUGGAUUUUUCGGAUAAACUGUGAGACUCCUUGUAGGCUGACAUGGCGCACACAUUUCUUCAACCGACCAAUUUUUCAUCUUCAGUAGGUUUGAUAUAUGGACAGUUGAAGGGAUCUAAUCAAGCGAAAAAGCUGCCACAACAGGCAGAGAUGGGACACACUUUACAUACACAAACCAAUUUGCCUUCGUCGGUUUGUUUAUAUAAUAGGAAUUUGAAGGGAUCUAAUAGAACAAAGAAGGCAGCUUCUAUGUUAUGCAGCACACAAUCAGGUCCGAUAAGGCUUACAAGUUUCUCUGGAUUGCGUCAAGCGAAUGCCUUGGACAUGAGAGGCUGUUGGGCUGAGCAGACACUCCAAUCGAAGAUCACAGCAACAACCAGCUAUAUUAAUCCAAAAAGAAAGCAGCGUAUGGCUCCACGAGCCAUGUUUGAACGCUUCACAGAGAAAGCAAUAAAAGUCAUUAUGCUUUCACAAGAAGAAGCAAGACGACUCGGUCACAAUUUUGUUGGAACCGAGCAGAUCUUAUUGGGGCUUAUUGGCGAGGGCACAGGAAUUGCUGCCAAGGUUCUUAAGUCGUUAGGCCUAAAUUUGAAAGAUGCUCGUGUAGAAGUGGAAAAAAUCAUUGGAAGGGGUACUGGUUUUGUUGCGGUGGAAAUACCUUUUACUCCUCGUGCAAAGCGUGUUUUAGAGCUCGCACUCGAUGAAGCCCGCGCCAUUGGUCAUAGUUACAUUGGAACUGAGCAUUUGUUGCUGGGAUUGCUCCGUGAGGGUGAAGGUGUGGCUUCCCGAGUCUUUGAGAAUUUAGGUGCUGACCCUGAUAAUAUUAGGACUCAGGUUAUUAGGAUGGUGGGAGAGAGUGCAGAGACAGUUACUAGUGUUGGGGGAGUUGGUGGAGCCUCGGGAAAUAAAAUGCCUACGUUAGAGGAAUAUGGUACUAAUUUAACAAAGUUAGCUGAAGAGGGUAAACUAGAUCCUGUUGUCGGAAGGCAGGAUCAAGUGGAGCGAGUUACUCAAAUUUUGGGUAGACGAACAAAAAAUAAUCCUUGCCUCAUUGGAGAACCUGGUGUCGGGAAAACAGCUAUUGCAGAAGGGCUCGCGCAGAGAAUAGCCAGCGGUAAUGUCCCCGAGACUAUUGAGGGUAAAAAGGUUAUCACUCUGGAUAUGGGUCUUCUUGUUUCUGGAACAAAGUAUCGCGGCGAAUUUGAAGAAAGAUUGAAAAAGCUGAUGGAGGAGAUUAGACAGAAUGAUGAUAUUAUACUCUUCAUCGACGAGGUGCACACUUUGAUUGGAGCUGGAGCUGCUGAAGGCGCAAUCGAUGCUGCAAACAUCUUGAAGCCUGCAUUAGCGAGAGGAGAACUUCAGUGUAUUGGAGCCACUACUCUAGAUGAAUACAGAAAGCAUGUCGAGAAGGAUCCUGCUCUCGAAAGAAGGUUUCAGCCCGUUAGGGUUCCUGAGCCUACAGUAGACGAAGCCAUUCAGAUUCUUCGAGGGCUACGUGAACGCUACGAGAUCCAUCACAAGCUUCAUUACACUGACGAAUCGUUAGUCGCUGCAGCACAAUUGUCCCACCAGUAUAUCAGUGACCGAUUUCUGCCAGACAAAGCAAUCGACUUGAUCGACGAGGCUGGUUCCCGAGUCCGACUUCGUCAUGCAAAGCUUCCCGAGGAAGCCCGAGAGCUCGAGAAAGAACUCAGACAGAUAACAAAGGACAAGAACGAAGCCGUCCGGAGCCAGGACUUCGAGAAGGCCGGAGAGCUUCGCGACACGGAAAUGGAUCUUAAGGUUAAAAUAUCGGCUCUUAUAGAAAAAAAUAAGGAGAUGAGCAAGGCAGAAAGCGAGUCCGGCGAUGCGGGUCCGAUCGUAACCGAAGUCGACAUUCAGCACAUCGUUUCGCUUUGGACGGGCAUCCCCGUCGAGAAAGUCUCGGCUGACGAAUCCGAUCGAUUGCUCAAGAUGGAGGAGACCCUCCACACGAGGGUCAUCGGGCAGGACGAGGCCGUAAAAGCAAUCAGUCGUUCCAUCCGCCGCGCUCGCGUCGGGCUCAAGAAUCCCGUCCGCCCCAUCGCGAGCUUCAUCUUCUCCGGCCCGACUGGCGUCGGGAAAUCCGAACUGGCGAAGGCGUUGGCGUCGUACUACUUCGGGUCGGAGGAAGCCAUGAUCCGUCUCGACAUGAGCGAGUACAUGGAGCGGCACACGGUCGCAAAGCUCAUUGGGUCCCCGCCCGGUUACGUCGGGUACACCGACGGCGGGCAGCUCACCGAGGCUGUCCGUCGACGACCUUACACCGUCGUCCUCUUCGACGAAAUCGAAAAGGCGCACCCCGACGUCUUCAACAUGAUGCUCCAGAUCCUCGAAGACGGCCGGCUGACCGACAGCAAGGGCCGAACCGUCGACUUCAAGAACACGCUCAUCAUUAUGACGUCGAACGUCGGGAGUAAUGUGAUCGAGAAGGGCGGGCGCCGCAUUGGUUUCGAUCUCGAUUACGACGAGAAGGACUCGAGUUAUAACCGGAUCAAGAGCCUGGUGACCGAAGAGCUCAAACAGUAUUUCCGGCCCGAAUUCCUCAACCGAUUGGAUGACAUGAUCGUCUUCCGGCAGCUGUCGAAGAUCGAGGUCAAAGAGAUUGCCGAUAUUAUGCUGAAGGAGGUUCGAUCGAGGCUGAUGGAGAAAGAAAUCGACAUGCAGGUGACGGAUCGGUUUCGGGAUCGGGUCGUCGACGAGGGGUAUAAUCCGAGCUACGGAGCUCGGCCGCUGAGACGAGCGAUCAUGAGGCUGCUCGAGGAUAGCAUGGCGGAGAAGAUGCUUGCGCAGGACAUCAAGGAGGGUGAUUCGGUUAUUGUCGACGUCGAUUCUGACGGGAAUGUCGUCGUCUUGAACGGGAACGGAAAUGGAUCCGUUCCCGAACCGAACCCCGACGUCGUGUUGGUGUAGUUUUCGGGUAAUUUCUUCGAUCUUUAUUGGCUAUGCGAUUGUUCGUGGGCUGCUCGGCUCUAUCGACGGCGGCGGCGGCGGUGGCGGUUUCUGUCCGUAGAUGGGUUUUAUUUAAACAGGUAACAUGCUUUUUUUAACUUAGCUUCUACAAUUUGAUGAAUUCUUGCUUGUCUUUUUUUUUUAUUAUUAUUUAUUUAUUUAAGUAAGAUUAUAUUUUAUUGAGGCAUUGUUUUGUAAGUUUUAAUUGCUUAUAAGUUUGCUUUUAUUUUACACCACAACAUACCUAUGCCUGUUUAUUGUUUAC